This is a messenger RNA of Phalacrocorax carbo (great cormorant), 848 nucleotides long. Lineage: Eukaryota; Metazoa; Chordata; Aves; Suliformes; Phalacrocoracidae. The record is from RefSeq and is a predicted model, not a curated record.
GCGACUGCGCAUGCGUGGGGGGCGGGGCCACGCCCCUCGCCGUGACGGAGGCGGGAGGGGCGCGGCUUGCGGCGGCGACAAGAUGGCGCUGCUGCAGCUGCUGCUGCGGGCGGCGAGCGGCGGCCUGAGGGGGCCGGGGCGGCCGCAGUGGGCGCGGGCCCCCUGCAGCACCCAGGCAGCACCCAAGGAACCCCCCAAGGAGCCCCCCACCCCCCCAUCCCGCUACCAGGAGCGGCCCUGGGAGUACCUGGAGAGCGAAGAGUACCGCGCCACCUACGGCGACAAACCCGUCUGGCUGGGCUACCGCCGCAACCACAAGGGCGCCAUCCCGCCCCAGCGCACCCGCAAGGCCUGUCUGCGCAAGGGGAAGCCGGUGGGGAACCCCUGCCCCAUCUGCCGCGACCGCAACCUCCACGUGGAUUUUCGGAAUGUGAAGCUCCUGGACCAGUUCAUCUGCCCCCACUCGGGCGUCAUCUUCCACCCCACGCACACAGGGGUCUGCAUGAAGCAGCACAAGCUCCUGACCAAGGCCAUCGCGCAGGCGCAGGACCACGGUCUCCUAUGGCUACAAGUUCCCUACGUCCCAGCCCCCCAGGGCGACUUCUCCAACCAACACCCGGCUGUCAGCAGGACCCCGCCAGCGCCUGCCCUGGCCCCUGGCCGCCAUUGGUACCCUUGGUACGAGUGGCAGCCUCCUCCCGCCGCCGCUGUCGCCCGCGUCCGCCGCCUCUACAAGGAUUACCUGAAGGAAAAAGAAGCCCCGCCGGCGGUGGGGGUGGCCCCCGACACCCCUCCAGCCCCCUCCGUGGAACAGAGCAAAGAAUAAAAUGUCUAAAACCUCCCCAAAA